GAGUGUCAGAAAAAGAACAAGCUUAAAGAAAGACCAGCUGUUAAACGACCUACCUGCCUAUUUAUUUAUUUAUUUAUUUUUGUUACUUUUUUUUUGGCCUAUUCAAAGAGACCCAAAGAUGAUGCGUGUACCCGAGCUUCAGAGUCACAAGAACUCUCUGUUCACGGCGAUGAACCGCUUCAUCUGCGCCGUCAACAACAUGGACGAAACAGUGAUGGUGCCGAGUCUGCUGCGCGACGUGCCGCACGCGAGCGCCGCCGAGCCCGGGGAGUACCUGCGCGCCGCCGAGGCUGACAUGUACACCCACUACACGCAGCUAAAAAGCAUCCGCAACGAGAUCGAGUGGGGAGCCGUGCUGCGGGCCGAGGAGCAGCAGAGAGCCGCCGAGAAGGCAUCCGAGCCCGGGGUGAGUGAGCAGGCUGAGCUGGAGCACCUGCUGCGUUUCCAUCUGAAGGGGCUGUAUGGGGUACUGACCAAACUCACCAGCCACGCCAACCAGCUGACCGACCGCUACAAGGAGGAAAUCGGCAUAGCUGGAUGGGGACAGUGACACCUGGACGAAUAGGGACAGUGACAGCUGGAUUGCGCACGAACCAAGACUCAAAAUAUUCUUCGGCUUUGAAAGUAUUUCCUUUUGAUUGAGUUUACUGACUAUACCUGAUGCCGAAUGUCAAGCUGCCAACCUAUCUGCACAAGUCCUACCUCCUCACAUCACCUUGUCUUAUGAGCUACACAGUAUACCGUAUUGUAUUACAUGUACUGUACGUAUUGUUAUCAUUUGAUGCAAAAAGUGCAUAUGCAGAGGACUAAUCUAGUCUCAUGAUGCAAUGUCUCUUUAACAUCAUCUUUCCUUUCAGAAAGUUUUAAAAGCUGAACAUAUUUAUUUCUGUUGUUACUGUUUUUU
Molecule: messenger RNA, 904 nt
Organism: Clarias gariepinus (North African catfish)
Lineage: Eukaryota; Metazoa; Chordata; Actinopteri; Siluriformes; Clariidae
Gene: mid1ip1a
Product: MID1 interacting protein 1a
Exons: 1
Coding region: 119-550 (143 amino acids)
Biological process (GO): regulation of lipid biosynthetic process
Cellular component (GO): cytosol
Source: RefSeq, a predicted model, not a curated record